AUGGCAGCACCGAGCAGAUGCACCGCGCGCGCUGCAACUGCGCUCAGGGGCAAUGCGACACCGCGCGUCGCCACCCGCACAUUCGCCUCCAAAGCCGCCAGCGCGCCAUCGCGAACAUGCCUGCGCCAGGCCCAGCGGACAACUGAGGCCCGCCGGCAAUUCUCGAACACGUCCUCCCGCCAGAAGCUCACGACCAUCGAUCAAAUCAAGGCGCGCAACAAGGGCGGCCCCUUCAACAUCACCGCGGCCCUGCUCUUCAUCGCAACCGGCGGCGGUCUCUGGGCGUAUUUCACAUACGAGAAGGAGCGCAUGGCGCGUAAGCGGAUAGCCGAGCAGACCAAGGGUGUCGGCAAGCCCAAGGUUGGCGGACCGUUUGAGCUCGUCGACCAGGACGCCAAGGUCUUCAGUUCCAACGACAUGUUGGGCAAGUACUCGCUUGUGUACUUUGGCUUCACGCAUUGCCCAGAUAUCUGUCCAGACGAGCUCGACAAGAUGGCGCUGAUGCACGAGAAGGUCAAGGAGAAGUGCGGGGACGUGCUGCUCCCAAUCAUGAUUACGUGUGAUCCGGCGCGAGAUAGCCCGGCGGUGCUCAAGGAGUAUCUGGCCGAGUUCCACCCAGAAUUCAUUGGGUUGACAGGGAAUCACGAACAGAUAAAGGAUACGUGCAAGGCGUAUCGCGUGUACUUCAGUACGCCGAAGGAGGUUGCGCCUGGGCAGGACUACCUGGUCGAUCACAGCAUUUACUUCUACCUGAUGGACCCUGAGGGCGAUUUCGUCGAAGCGAUCGGCCGCAAUUUCACUGCCGACCAGGCCGCCAAGGUCAUUGCUGACCACGUCAAGGAUUGGGAGAAGCCGCUGAAGAAGGAAAGGCGCUGGGAGUAA
Boeremia exigua is the source of this 882-nucleotide messenger RNA. RefSeq names its product mitochondrial metallochaperone Sco1. Lineage: Eukaryota; Fungi; Ascomycota; Dothideomycetes; Pleosporales; Didymellaceae. Gene Ontology annotation, biological process: mitochondrial respiratory chain complex IV assembly; intracellular copper ion homeostasis. The record is from RefSeq and is a predicted model, not a curated record. Gene Ontology annotation, cellular component: mitochondrial inner membrane. Gene Ontology annotation, molecular function: copper ion binding; copper chaperone activity. The transcript has 2 exons. Bases 1 to 882 code for a protein of 293 amino acids.